AUGCCUCCAUGGGUGGCCUCAGUGCCGCGACUGACGAUUCUUCGCAAGAUAGGGGCGAUUGAUCGAACCCCACUUGCGCUUCGCUGUUGCAAUGUCACAAAGUCAAGCUCUGCGAGUCUCCGCGCCCGCUCCGCGUCAACACAUGUUUCGCCGACCGCGAUAAAUCUGCGCCCAAAUAUACCCCCGCAUAACAAGGACUUGUACGAUGCAUUAUCCGCACUAAGCGGGGCUGCUGAAACAUAUGUCAAUAUUAGCAAGCUUCAAUUGGCAUUACGGGGUUUGGCGGCGCAAGAUGCCGUCACAAGGGUUGCUGUUCUCGGUUUGAAUAGCCAGUCGAGUGCGCAACAACUAGCACGGCUUUUGCUUGCAGACCCGCUAGGUGCUGAGGAGCAAUGGGAGAAAGAGCUGGUCAAGGCAGGCAAUGACAAUGAGGGGGCUGUAUUGUUAAAAUACGGUACUGAUCCCGACGAACACACGCCAACGCCACUCUAUAAAGUCCUCCCAGUACCCUCACGAACCCUUCAAUCGCAUAACCUCGAGAUCCUCGUCUCUACGAUAAACGUCAAUGUUGCGAAGCCUGUCCCUCAGGUGUCAGUCGAAAGCCCUGUAGAGUCGCUGUUAGUUCCCAAGCUCCAGGCUCCCUCGGAAAGAGCACUGCCCGUUCCGUAUCCAGUGCACAAGACCUUGGUGUUGGGCGAAGGACUAGACAGCGCAAUAGCGUUUGGUAGGUUCUCGGCCAAUGGUCUUGAUGAGGUGGAUGAUACGGUCAAGCUGGCGGUUGACCUGCCGGUUUCAUCAGAAGAGAGUCCCUCAGAGACGCGUUCUCGAAGCGCUCCUAUCAACAUUGAAGUUGGUACGAAAGCACUCGGCAGCUUCCGCGAGUCAAUUCAGAAUUCCAUCAUCUACGAGAGGGGCUGGUUCAAGAGUGGGCUGCCAACGCUGUCAAACUGGCUGGUACAAGAUGUCCAGACUUCAGACGCCAUCAAGCCUACCAUGAAAACACUCAUCACCUCCCUUACCGAUGAUGUAGAAGCAAAACUUCUGAAGGAAGAUACUGCGCGACUACAAGAACUGGCUUCCAUACCCACAGACCAAGAUGUCAAAGCAUCCAUCGUCGGCCAUCUCGAGACCUGGGCUGAGAGGUCCCAUGCAGAGCUCCGCGACCAACUUGACGAAGCCUUCACAUCAAAGAACUGGCACAAGCUAGCCUGGUGGAAGCUUCUCUGGCGCGUCGACGACAUCACAAUGAUCAGUUCCGAGAUUCUCGAGCGACGAUGGCUCGUCUCCGCAGAGAAAAGCAGCAUAUACCUCGCGGGCCGCAUGAACCAAGCCGGCUUCCCAGACGAAAUGCAACCCACAACUGCCACCACCAAAACACCCGAAGUAACAACGCAAGACACGGCGCCAACAGCAGAGAACCCCAUGACAGACCUCUCAACCAACGUCCGCAAACCAUCACCCUGGUCCGAACACAUUGCCAGCGCCCGCACCGAACUCAUCAACGAUACCGUCCUACCUCUUCAGGCCCUUGCUCAACGACUUAUCCUCCAAACUUUUACCACUACAUCCAUCUCCUCUGCGGCAUCCGCCCUGCUCUACCUCUCCGUCUCAUCCUUCUCCGUCUUUGAAGCCUCGGCCGUCGCAGCAUUGGGUCUCACGUACUCGCUGCGUCGCAUGCAGAGGCUAUGGGAAGGCGCGAGGGAGGCGUGGCAAGGUACUGUUAGGGAAGAAGGACGACGCACGUUGAAGGGUACGGAGGAGAGUAUUCAGUUUAUCAUCAAGAAUGGGGGUAGCAAGACGGUUAGCGAAAAAGAGGAUGUGGUGCAGAGGCGGAAGGCGAGGGAGGCUGUGAUGGCGAAGAAGAAGAAGAAGAAGAAGAAGAAGAAGGAGGAGGAGGAGGAGGAGGAGGAGGAGGAGGAAGAGGAAGACUUGUAA
Messenger RNA from Pyrenophora tritici-repentis Pt-1C-BFP, 1935 nucleotides. RefSeq names its product Atrophin-1 multi-domain protein. The record is from RefSeq and is a predicted model, not a curated record. NCBI's taxonomy places the organism in Eukaryota, Fungi, Ascomycota, Dothideomycetes, Pleosporales, Pleosporaceae.